Messenger RNA from Dentiscutata heterogama, 564 nucleotides. Lineage: Eukaryota; Fungi; Glomeromycota; Glomeromycetes; Diversisporales; Gigasporaceae. The record is from the annotation of a GenBank genome assembly.
AUGAAUCUUCUUCUUAAUCAAGAAACUUCAGAACUUACAAGCUGGAAUUGGUAUGUAAAUAAAUCGGCUGAAGGAAAACGAAAAAAUAUAGAUUAUACGGAUUCCAGAGCCAUUAAGAAAGUGAAGAAAGAAUCUGAAAAAUCGGAUACUAUUCUUAAGGAACUUAAAAAUACAAAUGCCAGAGUCACGAAGAAUGUAACCGCUUCAACUGAAAAAUCGAAUACUAAUCUUGAAGUACUCGAAGAAAUUCUUCUAAAGUUUUUUAAGUCACGAUCAAAUUUCUCAUUAUCAUCUGCAUCUGAGGCAGUGUUGCAAGCCGUUGCUGAAUUAUUAUUGCAAGAAAAUCAAAUUCCGGAAUUGCCGGAAUUGUGUUUAGUAAUUGAUAACAACAAACCAAAGGGAGAUGAUAACAAGCCAAAUCUCACAACGUUAAAUGAUAUUUUACUUUCUGCGGAUGAUCAAUUUAAAAAAUAUAUGAAUGUAAUCAUACAUGGACCAGCCCAAGAUGGUAAACCGGGUAUUAUAGAUUCUCGAAUCCUUAUAAAACAGCAACCUAAAUAUUAA